GUCUCGCAGCACUAGUUUAUGCAUACAUGUCUAUAUACAUACUAGAUCUGACACUCGGUAGAUCGAUACGGCUGUUCUUCGUGUUCAACUGCUGCAUACGAACAAAUAUAAGGAUGAAUAUCUAAGGUAAGGUUGAGUUAAUGGCCUCUAUGCAGCAUUUUGUUUCCCUGGUUCUUACUGGUACGCGUACUUGACAACCGAGUACAGAGUACCACGUACGUGCCAUCAGAUGCAUGCAUUGAUCAGUCGAUUUGAAUACCCUCUGCAACUACUUGUCGUCACCCUGUCCUUGACAUUUGAAAGGGAACAGAGGGAGCAUGUACAGAGGAGCACACAUCAAUUUCUUUUCGAAAAAAAGAAGGGUUAUGGAACGUAAGUACAGGAUGGAUGACAGUGCACUCGCGUUUUUACACAUUCCUUGAUAAAGUUGGUCAAGGCCCAGGGGAAUAUGGGUAGACGUGGUGCUGCUUUUGCUAGAUGGCUCCAUCCCCACAAGCCACACCCCCAAAAGCUUUGGAGUCUCGACUCUCUGCAGAGCGAUGUGAUUUGAUUUUCUCACUUUUGUUCCCCCCACAUCCCCUCUACCUUUUGCCCCUCGCUACCCUUCAUCUGCCCUCUCUGCUCAAGCUAGAUGCUAAUGUGAUCUUUGCCUUCUGGAAAGCUGCUCUUUGGUUUGAUUUAACCCUGUGAGCUUUACUCUUCAUGUCCAAUACAUACCUUUCUUUUGCACUAGCCAAGACGUUUCUGCUCACGCAGGGAAGGAAUUAAUGUGGGCCGUAGCCCGUAGGCCACACAUUUGCGUGGUCCUUAGAUGGGCUGGUUCCGCUUCGCAGUUCAGGCCCAGCCUGGGGGCCUUUACAAGUUUACAACUCUGCUCUGCAUUAUCAUGACACGCAUAGUGACUCACUGGGACUCGAGUAUCCACCGCCCUUUGCUUCCUGCACGCUUUGCUUUUGCCGUCUUUUAAAGUACAAGUGUUAAGCAAACACCACAUCAUUAUGGAAAUACAUACGGGAUCCCAUCCCACCCCUCUGGGUUAUCAUGAUCAGUGCCAGCUGCGACGUUGCUUUGGGCUCGAGUGGUGCUUAUUUGUUCCUUGCUUCAGGGUUCAGACAAAAGAUGUCCUAGCUAGCUGGGUUAAUUAGAGGACACAUACGGUGGUGCGGUUAGCCUUUGAUUCCUUUGUGCUCUGCUAGGGGCAAUGUGCGCCAUGUCUUGCCUUGUUAGAAUUCAGAGAGACGUUUGAUGAAACUGGUUAUCAUCGGUUCAGCCACUCUGAUAUGUUUGUUGCUGGAAGAAAUGGGUAUCUGAAUAUUCAGCCACUAACAGUUGAAGGACAUGGUGCUCAAGUUCUCCGGCUCCGGCAAGCAGUACAAGGCCUCCGGGAGCCCAUCAUUCAGGAGCAAUCGGUUCCACCGCUCCAGCCGGCUCGCCGCGUACCCGGGCAUCAUCGACGAGUCCGGCUUCACGUCCGACGGAGCCGGCGAGGCCUACAGUUACAUGAGAACAACUACGAGCGCCGCCCCGUCGUCGGCGUGGGACAGGGACAAGGUCAACCGUGGGUUCCGGCCGCCGCACGUGAGAAGCCCGAGCACGAGCUGGAUACCGAGCAUUAUCGGGGAGGAGGAAGAGGAGGACGAUGACGACGAUGCUGACGAGGAGGCUGUGGUGCUGGAGGAAGACCGCGUGCCGAGGGAGUGGACGGCGCAGGUGGAGCCCGGCGUGCACAUCACCUUCGUCUCCAUCCCCGGCGGCGCCGGCAACGACCUAAAGCGCAUCCGCUUCAGCCGGGAGAUGUUUAACAAGUGUGAGGCGCAGCGGUGGUGGGGCGAGAACUACGACCGCGUGGUGGAGCUGUACAACGUGCAGACGUUCCGGCAGCAGGGCCUCUCCACGCCGUCGUCCUCCGUCGACGACGCCAUGCAGCUCGACGAGGGAGAGCCCGGCCCCGAUACCGCCUCCGGCAGCGGCGAGCAGCAGAGAGCGGCCGCCGAUCAGCCGGACCGCGUCGUGCAAGGCGAGCCGGGCGGCAUGCUACCCGUCGUCCGCGGCCGUGCCGGACCCGUCGGACCACGUGUGGGCGCACCACCUCAGCCUGCUCAACUCCGCCGCGGGCGCGUCGGGCGCGGCGGCGGGGCCCUACGACCCGUCCCCGCGCGUCACGACGUCGUCCCGCGGCGACGAGGCAUCAUCCGUCGUGUCCGUGAGCAACGCGAGCGAGCUGGAGGGCGCGGAGCAGUGGGUGGAGCAGGACGAGCCUGGCGUCCACAUCACCAUCCGCGAGCUCGCCGACGGCACCCGGGAGCUCCGCCGCGUGCGCUUCAGCCGGGAACGGUUCGGCGAGGAGCGGGCCAAGGUUUGGUGGGAGCAGAACCGGGACCGGAUACACGCGCAGUAUCUCUAGCCUCGACUCGAGCGAGGAGUUAGGAAAAGGAUUACUGUACUUAGCGUUAAUUAGUUGUUCGUCUAGUUACGUUCUGCAGGGUGAUCGAACAGAGAGAGGAGCAGUGGUUUGGUUUGAAGAAGCCUAGCCUUCAGGUUGUAUCUCGAUGUAAAAUAUCCGUCUUCUUUACCGACCUUUUCGGGUUGUUUCUCGAUGAACACAAAGUUUUAUUUGUUUGUUUUAACAAGGUUCUGUAAGGUGCUUUGAUUUGCUGGGUUUUCA
Brachypodium distachyon (stiff brome) is the source of this 2665-nucleotide messenger RNA. Its product is annotated as protein Brevis radix-like 2. The coding region runs from base 1339 to 2427 and encodes 362 amino acids. NCBI's taxonomy places the organism in Eukaryota, Viridiplantae, Streptophyta, Magnoliopsida, Poales, Poaceae. The transcript is spliced from 5 exons. The record is from RefSeq and is a predicted model, not a curated record.